Messenger RNA from Esox lucius (northern pike), 2604 nucleotides. RefSeq names its product perilipin 3 (gene plin3). The transcript is spliced from 8 exons. Gene Ontology annotation, biological process: lipid storage; positive regulation of triglyceride storage. NCBI's taxonomy places the organism in Eukaryota, Metazoa, Chordata, Actinopteri, Esociformes, Esocidae. The record is from RefSeq and is a predicted model, not a curated record. Bases 161 to 1522 code for a protein of 453 amino acids. Gene Ontology annotation, cellular component: lipid droplet; cytosol.
GUGAUUGGUUAACUUUCUUGAAGAGUUAUACAACUCCGCCUUUGCUUAGCCUUUUAUGUGUUGCAGUGGUGUUUUAAAGAGGAACUGGGACACAAAAACGAACUUAGCAGUCAGCGGGGAAUAGGAGUUUAAGCAAUCUCAGUGGGAAACGUCCUGCACUAUGGCAGACAGCAGUAAAACUCAUGAGCCCAGUCCAUCCACAGCCCAGCCAGCUCCUGAAGACCAGCAGAGUGUGGUGUCCCGUGUUGGCAGCCUACCCCUGGUGAGCUCUACGUGCGGGAUAGUGUCCAAUGCCUACAGCAGCACUAAGGACAGCGUGCCUCUCCUGAAGGGGGUCAUGGAUGCUGCAGAGAGCGGGGUCCGCACCCUGGGGGCAGCUGCCACCUCUGGCUCCAAGCCGCUCCUGGACAAACUGGAGCCACAGAUUGCUAUUGUGAAUCAAUAUGCCAUGAUGGGAUUGGACAAGGUGGAGAACCUGCCAAUCCUCCAGCAGCCAGCUGACAAGCUGGUUUCAGACACAGUGGGCAUGAUGUACCAGUCUGUGAGCGGGGCAAAGGAUGCCAUGGCUGGAGCCACGGAGUCUGUUUCUGGGGCCGUGGCUGGGGCCAAGGAGACAGUGGCUGGGGCUUUGAUGGCAGCGGUGUCUGGGGGUGUGGAGAUGACUCAAGCGGCAGCCAGUGGAUGGUUCAAUUCAUUCAUGGCCACCGGUGUCGGCCAGAUUGUCAGCAGUGGGGUGGGCCUGGCCCUUAGCCACUCUGAGAACUGGGUGGACCAGAAUCUGCCUCUCAGUGAAAGAGAGCUGGCUGCUUUAGCUGAGCCUGCAACGGGUGAGGUGGGUACUGCACCUGUAGUGGGCUCUAGCCCCAGCUACUUUGUCCGUCUGGGCAAGUUGUCCUCCAAGGUGCAGGAGUGGGCUCUGGAGCAGUCCCUAGUGAAAGCCCGGCAUGCCAGAGACACCACAUACGCCACCAUCACCCAGAUCAGCACCACUCUGGACCUGCUAGAGAAGGCCCGCUCCACCCUGGCUACUGCCAACCAACAGUUGGGAGGGGCACCAGAACAGCUGCUUCAGCGCUGGAAGGAGUGGCAGGAGAAACAGCCUACAGUUAAAGAUGGAGAGGUAGAGACCAGAGCGGUGGAUGGUCCUGGUCCCGUUGAUCAAACUGAGCAGUUGGAGUGGCAAACCCUGUCAAUGGUGCAUGGUCUCAGUGACCAGUUGCGGUCUGCAUGCUCUGGCGUGGUGUCCAGUGCCCAGGGGUUACCCACUGCGGUCCAGGACCAUCUGGCAAACGCAAGGAGAGCAGCUGAAGAGCUGCACUCUUCCCUGGGCAACACUAGCAACCUCACACCACCUCUCCUUGAGCAGACUCGUCACCAUCUAACACAGGUGCGACAUUCUUUGGAUGGUGUCAUGGAGUAUCUGCUCAACAACACUCCUCUCAACUGGCUAGUGGGACCAUUUGCUCCUCAGAUCAAAGAAAAGGGGGAGGGUGGGCAUACAGUGGAUAAGGGGGGUCCUUAAAUCUCGGGUUGGUGCAAGGAACAGGACGGAGAAGGAACUGGACCAAGAAGUUGAUUACACCAAAAAGGCUUUUGCUUUUAUUCAGCUUUUUGACCCAGGCCUUAAUAUUAACAUAUCUGACAUUUGCAUAUUUGUAUACAUUGCAGUAAAUUGUGUGUUUUCUGGUGUAACAAUUUUUUUGUUUAUUUAAGAUGAUAUGUGACACAUAAUGUGUUAAGCUGUGCAAGCUAGCAAUAUGAAUCGAUUAUAUGCCGAUAUCAAGCAUUAAAUGAAAUAGGCAAAUAGUUUUACUUAAUGUUGUAAAAUGAAAGAUUCAAUUAAAUUAUAAAACUAAGAGAUAAUAAAUCAGAAUGAUUUAAGAUGGGUCACAUCAUAGUGAAAGUUGACCCAAUAGUGAAAGUCAUAGUUGGUGUUCUUGUUUAUUGUUUAUUAAAUAAAACCCUUAGUAUAGUAGAGUUCAUUCUGAACAGAUACAGAGAUUAUACAUCCGUAAAUAGUAUAUGGCUUUAGAGGUUUGGGGUAGAGACCUAAUAAAGUGUUUUCCAAAUACACAUUCCAAUGGUCAGUCUUUUGGAUCCUGUAAGAAAACAGGCUCUCAGUCCUCUGAAAUGGAGGGUUGAAACACCCCAGUCUUUUGUCUUCUUUGUGUUGAGCAAUUUGUGAUGUGGCUGGAUGUGAAAGCACAUUUGAGUGAAGAGCCUGUGACUUUCUAACUUUCUAUGCUUACAUACACACCUUUGAGACCCCAAUAUAUGCUAAUCACGACAUAGUGCAUACUCUUUAUGGAAGUCACAAUGCUGUUGUAGAUCCUCCAGAAGUGGAUGGACCCCUAAAAUACAUAUGUGCACUUUAUCACACUAGCCUCUGGAUAUUGAGGAACCAUUUACACAUUUUUUUUUUCUGUAACACUAAAAUCUCCAUUUAUAACUGAUCUUUAAUCCUUUAUAAUGUAUAAUAGUCGUUCUGGACAUUUGUGUGACAUUUGACUGACCUCACUGCUGUAUGUGAAAAUAUCCAGAACGGUGGUUUGCUGUUAUUCUGAAGUCGUUACCCAAUAAAUAAACAAUAACCUUAAAAACCUG